GAGAUCGAGGCCGCGGAUUCAUAGCAUCCAUACGAAAGAGAACACGCAAGCGUGAAGUGUUCCUCUUCUCUCUCUAUCUUUUUAUUUUUAACUGAUCUAGACGGUAACCCCAUUCGCGCCAACAAUUUUUUUGGCGCCGUGUUCAUUCCUUUCUCUUAUUUCAUUUGCAAUCCCUCUUUUGCUAAUACCAAUCAAUACCUUUAUCACCGUAUCUCACUUCAGAUUAAUCUCUCCCUCUUUCUCUCUAUCGCUUCCAAUCUAUCCUUCUCUCGCGGGAACGUAGUCGGCGACUACGAAUCUUCCUCCCGGGGCCAUCAUUGUGACUAACGACUACUCAACAAUAAGAAAAAUACAAGUUCUACUUCCCCCCAAUGGAGUUACGUAGUUGCACUCAUUUACAUUUUAUCCUAGUUGCUAAAGGUGGUUUGGCAACAAAAGCCCUGAACGUGUAUCAUGGAAGGCCGGCACUUAAGUUCAAGAAGGUCAAAGAUCUAUAUGAAACCGGCGAUGAAAAUUUUUUUGAUCCAUUUCCAGUGUUUAGACCAAAAGUUGAGUUUGAAUGUGGCGAGGCAGAAAUUCUACAUACAGUUGCAGAAGAAAGAGCGACAAAAAGUGAUGGUGAAAUUUCAGUGUCUAACAGCAAAGGUUUUGAUGUUGGAGCAAGGGAAAUAGAUGAUCUUAACUUUGGCAAUAUGACACUGAAACAAAUUAGAGAGAAAUGUAAAGAAAAGAGAAGGAAAUCUUCCACAUAUGCCUGUUUGAAUAAAAAAACUAUUGAAACUGGUUCCCUUGGAAAAGGGAACCAUUUUAACUCACAGUCUGAGGAAGAUGAAUGUGAUAUCAUGGAGCCCCUCAGCUGUUGGAAAUCCAGAAUUCUAAACAGGAAGAAGACCAAGAGAAAAGGCAUAAGCAAAAGUGUCUAUACUUCACUUCAGAAUGCCUUAUCUAUUGUGAAGUUCGAGGGAAUCCCCAGUGAUGAAGUUGUCUUUCAAUCUAAUGAAAAUUUUCCAUCACCUAUUGCUGUUAAACUUGAGGAUCCUGUGUCUACUUAUUCAGCUUGCAAAGAUAUCAUCAUCAUUGAUGCAGAUUCCUCUUUUAGUUGUAAUGAGCUAGUGGCCUUUAACGGAGUGGCACCAUGUGAAGAGCCUGAGGCAGCUAAUGAUUAUUAUUUGGAGACUGGAACAUCAAUGAUAGCCAGUGCGGAGCCAGAUACAGCAAAAGGCUCUGUUUCUGAAAUUGGGAUGUCUGUGAUAACCAGUGAAGAGUUGGCAACUAAUGCUUGUGGUAUUGAAACACAGAUGACAACUCUCUUCAGCAAUGAGCCUCAGUGUUGUGCUACUAAUGAAGAAUCACAUGAGUAUAUGGAGCAUAAGUAUCCUAAAUCAAUUCAGGAUGUAAAAUUCUUAGGCGGGGAGAUAAUGAUGGAGGGUGCUGCAGAAGUGAUCAGUAAUAAGUUUUCCGAUUUUUCUUUAUCAGAUGUAAAGAAAGAAGGUGCUAUCAUAGAUCAACAUCCCAAAAAUGACUCCCCUGAAACAGUUUUUCCAAGGGAGGGUCAUAUACCUGUGUUACAACACCAAAGGUUUCCUUAUGUGCAUGAGAAAUCAUGGAAGACCAGCAGUAGCAGCCAGGUUCACAUACCUAAUGUCGCCAUCAAUAAUCACCUUCAAUGCAUUGAAAAUAGCAAAAAACACAAUUCAUGUCUUCCUGGGGAUGAAACUAAAGAUGAUACACUUGAUGUUGAAGCCAAUGUCAUAAGCAGCCCUAACAGAGACUGUAGUUCACUUUGGAAUCCAAAUUUACAUUCAAGUCCAAGAGGCUGUUUAGUUUCUGCUGCUGAUAAUUCUCCUACAGCUGAGGAAAAACAAUCACGAUUAUCUGCUUGUGCUGAUGCAACAGGAAGCUGUUCUCCAGUGAUCCAUUCAUGCAUUGAUGAGCCUGUGAUAUCAGAAAAGGUGGAGGAUUGCUGUCACUCAAAGAUGCAACAUCCUUCCGAAAGGCUCUUUUCAACUAGAAUGGCCAUCUCUCCAACUUCUCAGAAAAGGCUACGUGAAGUUAUGGAGUCCAUUGAGUUAGAUGAUGAGCAAUACUACAGGUAUGCAAGGAAACUUUGCUAUAGAAAACAGAAUAAGUAUAAGAAUGGUAGACUUGAAGGACCCAUUCAGAUCAAGAGAGCUGAACUCAUCACUAGCCCUAAGAAAGUUUCUAGGAAACCAAAGAUAUGUAAAAAUGGUUUCCAUCGAAAUGAUAUUCUCAAGGUUCCUCCUCCCUCUCGUGCUGGACGAUGUUUUAGUACUGGGUGCACCUCUGCCCUAAGUUCUUCAGAGAGUGCCAUUCUGUUCUCACAGCAACAGAUGCAUGAUAUUGAAUCUGUUGCAACUAAACUUGCAAAAGAGUUGCAGCUCAUGAAGGACAUAGUGGAAGAAACAUUGCAGUCCAAAGUCUAUCUGGCUACAUGCUCGAAAUAUGAUGCAGAGGAGAUAAGACUUGCCAUACAAAGUGCAACAAGAGUUGAAGAAAGUGCAAGAAGAUCUCUUUCUAUAAUGGCAAGGGACUGCAACCGUUUUUGUAAAAUCAUGAAAUUGGCCAAGAAAAAUUCUGCUGAUUCCCGAGAUGGGGUCUGCAAGAAGAGGAAGAUUGUUUUUGCCGAUGAGGCUGGUGGAAAGCUAUGUGAUGUCAAGACUUUUAGGGAUGGCAUGGAUUUUUUUGUGGAGGCUAAGAGUGAGAAAACGGGAACUUUUGAUUAAGAGAUGAAGAUCUUGCUUGCUGUGCAAUUGUACAUUUAAUUAUGGCGUUCAAAUGCCAAAUUUGAUGCUCAAAGAGAAGGACAAAACGUAUGGGGCUGUUAGGCCUAUGAUCUAGACAUAGUCUGAAGUUAUGCCUGACGGGUGUAUUAGAGGCAAAUGGAGAAAGCUGCUACAGGAUAGGAAGAGUUGCGACCAAUUUUAUCCUCAGGCAAUCCCGUUCUGAUCUUUCAUUGUUCAUUUUUUGUUCUCUUUCUAAUCUGGAUAUUGCAUUGAGCUAUGAUGUACACAUUUUCUUAGAAGCAAAUAAAAAUAGCUAUUCAUCCUUGAUGACAUUUAUACAUGCAUCAAGAGGGAAUUCUAACCUUUUACAUUGGAAA
Molecule: messenger RNA, 3121 nt
Organism: Hevea brasiliensis (rubber tree)
Lineage: Eukaryota; Viridiplantae; Streptophyta; Magnoliopsida; Malpighiales; Euphorbiaceae
Exons: 6
Coding region: 372-2744 (790 amino acids)
Source: RefSeq, a predicted model, not a curated record